Messenger RNA from Priceomyces carsonii, 2427 nucleotides. RefSeq names its product tyrosine protein phosphatase (gene PTP3). Bases 1 to 2427 code for a protein of 808 amino acids. Gene Ontology annotation, biological process: protein dephosphorylation. NCBI's taxonomy places the organism in Eukaryota, Fungi, Ascomycota, Pichiomycetes, Serinales, Debaryomycetaceae. Gene Ontology annotation, molecular function: protein tyrosine phosphatase activity. The record is from RefSeq and is a predicted model, not a curated record. The transcript has a single exon.
AUGAGUUCUUCCCCUACUGUGUGUGUUUCUCCAGGCUUCACAUUUCCAUCAACGAACAUGGGGAGUCCUGCGGAAGACUAUUUCAGUGUAAAGGAGAGUAAGAAAGAUGAUAAAAGGAUGGAAGGUGGCCUGAGACUUAGGAGGCAUCAUUUGGGAAUGGCAGCGCACAAGAAUUCAAAUAGUUCAGACUUGACGUUUUGUGACGAAAGUUUUCUGAUGCAGCAAAUAGAUAGAACUGACUCUACCAUCUCAACUGAUACGUUGGUAGAUGAUACUAAUUUGAACAAAAGGAACACGCUAAAUUUGAAGCUUAGCUUUGCCCAAAAUUCACAGGGGCUGAUUCUCUCAGGAAAAGAUCUAAAGAGCCUUUCAUUCAAAGAAGAUGAAGAUGAGAUACCAAAAGCAGCUUCAGCAAUUGAGCCCACCUUUAAUUUCCACACAAAGAAUUUAUCAACUUCAUCAGCCGCCUCGUUUAGAAGUGUUGAUCUUAAUAACACUUCUCUGAGUGAAAGACAAUCGAGUUUCAGUGGUAUCACUCCCCUAGAGGCUAUGAAAUAUAAAAAUUCUUUGAGUACUCCUACUGAUAUCAAUUCUACCAACUUUAAUCAGCGAACUUUGAAGAGGUUAGGAUCAGCCCCGAACAUAAAUUUGAGGGAAUCCAUUCUUAAUUUGCCAUUAGAAACACGAUAUCUUUCUCUCUCUGAAGCUGAAGUUUUAAUCAAUAAUGCAGAUAUUCUAUCAGAUGCCCGGGAUUUGUUGAUCAUCGAUAUCAGGCCAUUUGCAGAUUAUAUGAAAUCUCACAUAAGGAGCUCGAUAAAUGCCUGUUUACCUCUGACGUUGUUGAAGAGAUCAACCUACGACUUAACAAAAUGCAUUAAUUCAUUACCAAUUCGUGAAAGAGAAAUACUAUCGAGUUUUUUUAAAUUUAACGAAGUACAAUCCUCUUUUAAUGAGAAUCUGUCAGUGAGUGAACACACACGCAGAGUUUUGAUUUAUGAUACCCUUAGCAGCUCUUCGAAUAUCUAUUAUUUUUGCAAAAAGUUUUUGAAUACUAAUUUGUGGGAUCUGAAAGCUCCAAUUUACGUUUUGAGCUCAAGUUUGGAAGCACUUCUGGACUCCUCUCCUAAACUUUUUGAAAGCGGAACUGAAGUGUUUCUGAAUAUUAAAGAUAAAUCUUCUCAAUAUAACUUCAUGAACUUGAAGCGUCCUCCACCUUCUUAUAAAUCAGAUAUAUGGUGUAAAUCAGCUUCGGCUACGCCGACUUUGUCAAACUUCAAAUUACCAGAUACUCCAAGGAUGGGAUUCAAAAUUCGACAUAACGAGGAACUAAUUGAAAGCUCCAGCGUUGAUAAGAUAAGUACUUUUAAGUUGAAUAAUUUAAAUUCUUCGUCCAUCCUUCCUAAUUGGAUCAAUUCUGUUUUGAGUGAUCCCAUGAAGUUGAAUGAAGAUUUCAAACUCCUUGAAAAGUCUGAGAAGGAAAGAUUAAACAAUGCUCUAUCUAUCGACAAUAUUUCUAAGAUAAGUGAUGUUCCUCUUAUUAGUUCUGGCAUAGAGUAUGGUUACAAAAAUAGAUACAAAGAUGUCCUUCUCUAUGAGCAUUCAAGGGUGAAAUUAAAUGAUGCCAAUAAAAAGCAACUUUGUGAUUACAUUCAUGCAUCCUAUAUUGAUCCAAUUGAAUCGUUGCCCCAAUUGACCGAGCACUCACAGACUAUAUCUGGAUUUUUGAAGUAUAUCGCUACUCAGGGUCCUCUCGAACAAACUAUGGGUGAUUUUUGGAAGUGCGUUAUCAACCAUAUGAGCCCAAUUAUAGUCUCAUUAGCCGAUGAGUUUGAAAAUGGAAUUAAAAAGUGCUCACCUUUUUGGAGGUCUGGAAGCUAUGUCUCUAACAACAAUUUAAUCAAAGUCACCUUAGUGAUAGAAGAAAAAGUAAACCCUCAGAUGGUUUUUAGGGUUUUUGACAUAUCAAUGGAUAAUAUUGUUUUCCAUACGGUAUUUCAAAUGCACGUAGUCGCUUGGCCAGAUCAAGGAAUUUUAGAUUGCGACGACUUGUUAAGAAUAAUAAUUUUAAAAAAAUAUGUUCUCCUGGAGAUUAAGAAUCUGACUUUGCAUUAUCCUACAAUUAUUCACUGUUCUGCUGGAUGCGGUAGAACAGGUACAUUCUGCGCGAUUGAUUCGAUUGUGAAUAUUUUGAUGGCCAACGACUCUAUAGAGUUGACGUUUGACCCUGUAUGUGAGACUGUUAACCACUUCAGAAAGCAAAGGAUUUCAAUGGUUGAAAAUUUGCGCCAGUAUUAUUUGAUUUAUGAUAUGUUAUUAAAAUAUUUGAAUGAAAAGGAUAAUAACAUCUGGAAUGGGUUAUGCAAAUCAAGCAUCGUACAAAAGUUCAUAGAAAGGCUUUUAGAUUAUAGUCGUUAUAAUCUAGCCUGA